UUAUUAUAAGAGGAGCUCCGGAUAGAGCCUCCUUCCAGUGCUGCGACCGAGGUCUGCGAACUUAGCCGUUUGCCGGAAAAUGGAGGGAACCUCCUCCGUCCUCAGCUGCUCCGCUUCAUCGACGGCGCUCUACUCGAGGACCCAUUUGCUCGAGUCGGGCCCUGGCCUCGCCUCGCCUCCUUCUCCGUCUGCGUUUCGCGUAAAGUCUCGGUCUUUGAACUCAUCCGUCAAAUGGGGCGUUCGAAAGGAACGGCCUUCGGCGGUGCUCUGUUCGCGGGCCUCGCUCCGGACGUCCGUUUUGGCGGUGGAGGAGGCGGUGGAGAGGUCGAGGGGCUCAGUCGCGCCGGCGAAAGAAAUGUUGCCGAAGAUCGAUAAGAGCGGCCGGUUCUGCAGCCCCAGAGCUGCCCGUGAGCUCGCUUUAUCAAUUGCCUAUGCCGCUUGUUUAGAAGGGUUUGACCCCGUUCGGCUUUUUGAGAAGCGAAUGAAUAUGAGAAGAGAGCCUGGUUAUGAAUUUGACAAGGCAUCAUUGCUGGAGUACAACCACAUGAGUUUUGGAGGGCCACCUGUCAUAACAGAUACAACAGAAGAAGCUGAUGAGCUUAUGCAGAUUGAUGAAAAGGAGAGCGCAAUUGAAGCUGAAGUCUUGUGCCCCCCAAAGAUGGUAUACAGCAAAUUGAUACUGCGUUUUACAAGGAAGCUUUUGGUUGCAGUAAUGGAUCAAUGGGAUAGUCAUGUGCUUGUCAUUGACAAAGUUGCGCCUGAAAAUUGGAAGAUGGCCCCUGCAGGCAGAAUCUUAGAACUUUGUAUUCUCCGUCUUGCGAUGUCUGAGAUAACAGUUCUUGGAACUCGUCAUCAGAUUGUCAUCAAUGAGGCUGUGGAUCUAGCAAAACGGUUCUGUGAUGGGGCCGCACCUCGCAUUAUAAAUGGAUGCCUUAGGAGCUUCAUCAAGGAUCUCGAAGCAACUCAUUCACCUCCAGCAUCAGAAGUCAAGGAACAAAUCGCUGUCAGUGCAUGAGGCUCCAGGCAUUAGCAAGGAAGGUUACUUCAAAGUGGCAGUGAAAUGAAACCAGCAGAUAUCGAUGAUAACUGGACAGCGGGUUAAAUUUCAUGUACGAACUCAGAACUUGUGGAGAGUAAAUCAUUAAUCAUGUUGGUUUUCUCGUUGGAGUCAUUUCCUUUGAGAAAGAAUGAUGGAUGCUGCCAAGAGAAAACUAAUAGUGAGCCGCCGAGAUUUCACCGGGUGCCAUGAUUCUGCCAUGUAAGUGGUUCCUUAGAAAUUCGGCUGUUGUGGCUUGUGAUACUUGUUCCGGAUGUUUCGGAAAUUGCGACAUCAUUUUUCUUGUUCGACUACCAUUCAUAUGUCUAUUUCUCCUUUGAACGCAAGCUGAGAGGCUGUAAGAAUAAUGCUUGUCUA
This is a messenger RNA of Eucalyptus grandis, 1414 nucleotides long. RefSeq lists its product as uncharacterized. Lineage: Eukaryota; Viridiplantae; Streptophyta; Magnoliopsida; Myrtales; Myrtaceae. Gene Ontology annotation, cellular component: chloroplast. Gene Ontology annotation, biological process: regulation of DNA-templated transcription; DNA-templated transcription termination. Gene Ontology annotation, molecular function: RNA binding. The record is from RefSeq and is a predicted model, not a curated record.